AUGGAUACUGGUGGUGUAACGCAGGUGUUGAGUUCUCAGCAAAAAGGAAGAGAUGCACCCAAAGAUGGAGAUGAUGAAGUUCCUUCUCCAGUUAAUAAACCAGCUGCAGGACAUGCAGCAAAAUCCUUACCAGCGGCCUCGUCUUCGUUGCUUUCCUCUCCUUCCACGUCUUCAACAAUGUCCCCAGGGCGAGCAAAGAUGAGUGUUUCUGGACCUGUUAGUAGUAAACCUGUCCUGCCACCCGCCCCUCCAUCUUCCUCCUCUCCCUCCGGCUUGUUGGAUCCACCCAAAAUCCAUCGAGCACGUAAAACUAUGACCCGGCAACCAACAAUGCAGUUUGAAGAUGGUGGGGGAGCAGCAGGGCAGCACGUUAAAGACUCAGAGGGAUUCGUCAACAUGUCAGAUCCCGAAUCGGAUUCUGAACCACAAAGCGACUUAAUGAGUCAGAGAAAGCCUCAAGAGUUUCCAUGGAAACAGGCGCAUCAGGCAAAAGAUAGAAUCAGCUCUGAUGAAUUGGAGACAGCUGAAGGCGGAAGGUCGACUGAGUACACAGAAGUUCCCUUAGAUGCUUUGGACAUUGCUGCUGCCGACAGCCUCACGCUCUCACCUCAUCAUGAGGGAAGCGAUGGAGGGGACACGGAACGGUUGGAGGAGCUUCCCCUUUGCAGUUGUAGGAUGGAGGCGCCCCGUGUUGACAGCACCAACCAGCGUGUGAGCAGACAAUGUAUGGCCACGGAGAGCAGCAAUGGAGAACUGAAGCCUUGCAGCAACGUGACGUCCAAAGGGGAGACCAUGCGGCCGUCAAGCCGAGUACCCCUGAUGGUGCUUUGCGACACCCAUCGCUCACACAUGGUUAAACACCACUGCUGUCCUGGUUGUGGUUUCUUUUGCAUAGCAGGAACAUUCCUGGAAUGCUGCCCGGACCAGCGCAUUGCCCACCGUUUCCACCGAGGGUGUGUCACGGUGCUCGGCGGUGGGCGGAGGACAAAUGGCGGAAUGCUUUUCUGUCCCCACUGUGGCGAGGAUGCCACCGAGGCUCAAGAGGUUACCAUCCCUUCCUUCAGCUCAGCUUCCGCAAACAUGGUCGUCACCAUGUCAGCGUCCUCCACCACAACACCGUCUCUGCCGCCGUCAGUCCCUACGGCGCCCUCUCUCACAGCCUCCACAGGAGGGAUGAAAGAUGGGAGGAUGCCCGAAAGACCCGUCAGUGCACGUAUGCGGAGCCAUGGAAUGACAACCUUAACCGUGGAGCAACAGCAACCGCCCCAACCUGUGCCUUCGACACCAUCCGCCGCUACUGUGCCGCCUCCUGAGGAGGGAGUGGACAGCGUGGGUCCUUCAGCUUGUAUGCCAAAUGGGAAGCUUGUUUGCCCCAGUGCUCUCCCGGCAGGACCGAGCAGGGCGGCACUACAAAAGGCUAUUCUCACACAAGAUACCGAAAGGAGAAAGAAACUGAGGUUUCACCCCCGACAGCUCUACCCUGCUGCAAAGCAAGGGGAAGUGCAGAGAGUUCUGCUCAUGCUGAUGGAGGGAAUUGAUCCCACAUACCAGCCUGACUCUCAGAACCGGCGUUCUGCUCUGCACGCUGCCGCUCAAAGAGGUCUUUUGGAAGUCUGCUAUAUUCUUCUGCAGGCAGGUGCUCACAUUGAUGCUCAGGACAAGGACCAGAGAACACCUCUCCUGGAAGCCAUCAUCAACAAUCACAUAGAGGUGACCCGAUACCUGAUCCAAAAUGGCGCCUGCGUCUACCAUGUGGAGGAAGAUGGAUAUACUGGUCUCCAUCAUGCAGCCAAACUGGGCAACCUAGAAAUUGUCAACAUACUACUGGAGACGGGACAGGUGGAUGUGAAUUCACAGGAUAAUGGUGGAUGGACACCAAUCAUCUGGGCUGCAGAACACAAACACGUGGAGGUGAUCAAAGUGCUGCUGAACCGAGGAGCUGACGUUACCAUUAAUGAUAAGGAGUUGAACGUGUGUCUCCACUGGGCAGCUUACGCAGGAAACGUGGAUAUUGCCGAGAUGGUGUUGAACGCCGGUUGUUCUCUUGCGUCGGUAAACGUGCACGGUGACACACCGCUGCACAUUGCCGCCAGAGAAGGAUACUUGGAAUGUGUUACGUUGUUUCUUUCCAGGGGUGCAGAUAUCGACAUUAUUAACAGAGAAGGAGACACCCCUCUAACCCUUGCACGCUCUGACACGCCAGUAUGGGUUGCACUCCAGAUCAACAGGAGGAUACGAAGGGGAAUAACCAAUCGCAUGCUUAGGACGGAAAGAAUUAUAUGCAGUGAUAUUGCCCAGGGCUACGAGAACGCACCUAUUCCUUGUGUGAAUGCAGUAGAUGACGAAGGCUGUCCUUCAGACUACAAAUAUGUUUCAGAAAACUGCGAAACGUCAGCAAUGAACAUAGACCGUAACAUCACUCAUUUACAGCACUGCGGCUGCACUGACGACUGUUCCUCUAGUAACUGCCUAUGUGGACAGCUCAGCAUUCGCUGCUGGUAUGACAAGGACCAGCGGUUGCUACAAGAGUUUAAUAAAAUUGAGCCUCCCCUUAUAUUUGAAUGCAACAUGGCCUGUUCUUGUCAUCGCACAUGCAAGAACAGGGUGGUACAGGCUGGAAUCAAAGUUCGACUUCAGCUCUACAGGACCGAGAAGAUGGGAUGGGGUGUUCGAGCUCUGCAGGAUAUUCCCCAAGGCAGCUUCAUCUGCGAAUAUGUGGGGGAGCUGAUCUCAGAUGCAGAAGCGGAUGUUAGAGAGGAUGACUCCUACCUUUUUGACCUGGACAAUAAGGACGGGGAGGUGUACUGUAUUGAUGCCCGGUACUACGGCAACAUAAGCCGCUUCAUCAACCACCUUUGUGAUCCUAACCUCAUCCCAGUACGUGUGUUCAUGCUACACCAAGACCUGAGGUUUCCGCGCAUCGCCUUCUUCAGCUCCAGAGACAUCCUUAGCGGGCAAGAGCUCGGGUUUGACUAUGGCGAUCGCUUCUGGGAUAUUAAGAGCAAGUACUUUACCUGUCAGUGUGGCUCGGAGAAAUGCAAACACUCUGCAGAGGCCAUCGCUUUGGAGCAGAGCAGACUGGCUCGACUUGAGGCUAGUCCCGAGACGGGAGCGGACUGUGGGCUGGCUAUUCCUGGCAUUUAA
This is a messenger RNA of Nerophis lumbriciformis (worm pipefish), 3144 nucleotides long. Lineage: Eukaryota; Metazoa; Chordata; Actinopteri; Syngnathiformes; Syngnathidae. The record is from RefSeq and is a predicted model, not a curated record.